AUGGCUACCCCUAGUGUCCUUACCUUUGAUGCUGAGGGUUGUGCUGUUGACUUUGAGGUUUGGGUAGAUGACCUGCAGCUCUUCCUACAGUGCGAUAGGGCAGACGGCCUCUCCCUGUUCGAUCUCACCUCUGGUGCCUCUCCUGCCCCGCCUACUGAUGCUGACAGCACUUCGGUCGACGCUGCGUCUGCCCCUAGCGGGCGACGCCGCACCGGCAAGGGCAAGGGGGGCAAGGGCGCUGGAGGGGCUGGCGGGGGUGGUGGAGGUGGAGGUGGAGGAGGUGGAGGGAGUGGGGGUGGUGGUGGGAGUGGUGGCGGGGGUGGGGGCUUCAGUGGCGGCGGUGGCGGCGGAGGCGGCGGAGGAGGUGGAGCUAGUCGGGGUGGCUCUGCGCAGCGGGGCGGCUUAGGUGGUGGUAAGCGCCAGCAGCAGCAGCGCACUCGUGAGACCUCGUCCCCCCAGCAGCUUCGUGAGUGGUACGCUGGGCGUCAGCGAGGUGGGGGUACUGGUCCCUGUACCUACGUCCUCCGUACCGGCAACCGCGCUGGUGAGCAGUGCGGGGGCUCGCACUCCACCCAGCGCUGCUUCGGCCGCCUGACGGACGCUUGGCGUCACCAGUUCCCUGACGCCACUGAGAUCCCUCGCUGGGGAGAGCUGUCUAGGGCGGGGGUUGCUAUCUUUGAUCUUGACUAUGAUGCUAUUCUUGCUGCCAUGUAUGCGGUGUCUAUUGAUGAUGAGGGUGACUGUUACCUGUGUGUUCCGCCUGACCCGGGCAUUGAGGCUGCUGCUCUAGGUACUGGUGAGGCUGCUGCUCUAGGUGCUAGUGCGUCUGCUGCCCCAGGUGCUGGUGAGUCUGCUCUCUCAGGUACCACGUUGGCUCAGGCCUUACACACCUUCACCCUUUACUUGGGUGCUUCCCGCUCCUUCUAUCGAGACCGCACCACGCUUACGCCGCUUAGUCGGCCGGUUGCGGUCUUCCUGGCGGACCCCUCUGGGGGUCCUGUUUCAUAG
Messenger RNA from Closterium sp. NIES-65, 1008 nucleotides. The record is from the annotation of a GenBank genome assembly. NCBI's taxonomy places the organism in Eukaryota, Viridiplantae, Streptophyta, Zygnematophyceae, Desmidiales, Closteriaceae.